Messenger RNA from Pectinophora gossypiella (pink bollworm), 1157 nucleotides. RefSeq names its product CBY1-interacting BAR domain-containing protein 1 (gene Fam92). The coding region runs from base 91 to 1044 and encodes 317 amino acids. Gene Ontology annotation, cellular component: ciliary basal body; ciliary transition zone. Gene Ontology annotation, biological process: cilium assembly. The record is from RefSeq and is a predicted model, not a curated record. The transcript has 7 exons. Lineage: Eukaryota; Metazoa; Arthropoda; Insecta; Lepidoptera; Gelechiidae.
GAACACUCCUAUGUUUCCAUGACAACCGCGUAUAAACAUUCACGGGAAACAAAAUAAACAAACAAUAAUUUGUUAGACUUACAAUUCAAAAUGUUUAGAGGCGAUAAUUCUCAUUCCUUAAGUUAUGAACAACAAGCUAAGUUUAUUCAAGAUCGGAUUACAAGUGUGGAGAAAAACUUUGGAGAGCUUUAUGCCGUGUUUGGAACUUACACGCGGAAAACUGCAAGAUUACGCGACAUGGGCGAUGACGUAGCGAAAGCUCUAAAAGACUACGCUAACAACGAAAUAGUGAACAAGUCAUUGAGUUCUGGACUGGAGAACCUCUCUAUCACGCUCACCGCUAUUGAGGAGUACAGGAAUUGUGAAGUGCAACGAUUGGAAGCUAAGGUUCUCGGGGAGCUGUGCCAAUACGAAGCCAUCUGCAAACACACGAGAGAAGAGUUGAAACACACGAUGACUGUGAGGGAGAAGGAACUGGCACGGAAGAAGGUGCUCGACAAAGCUCGGGAGCGGCAACCGUUUAAUAGGCAGCAAGUGACUUACGCAGAAUCAGAAUUACUAAAAGCGUCAGCAGAAAUGUCGCGUACGGCCAAAGGCCUAAGCGAACAGACGGAGUUCUUUGAAAGGCGCAAACUUCAGCAGCUGAAGACUCUACUAUCGGACUUCGUCAUGAUUGAGAUGACUUUUCAUGCGAAGGCAGUCGAGCUCCUCACCAUAGCUCACCAACAAAUCGAAGAUAUCAACGACAAGGCCGAUCUAGAGAACUUCAGACGCAAACUGCGGUCUCCGGAGAAACCAGUGAACCAAGGGAUAUCUGCUAGAUCUUCGUCUCUCGCAUCUUUGAUGAACCAGCACUCGCCUUCUAAAGAAGAUGAUGAUUCUAUGAGUAUAAGAAGACAAAGGUCUCCGGAGAAAUUAGGCAGCAUAGGGCGGUCCAGUUCGUUGGCAGCUCUCAUGAACCAGUCCUCGUCGAAAGAUGAAGACGAUUCCACGGAAACCGAUAAUUCUGAAGAGGAUACAUCAGAAGAGACUGAAUCACGUUAGUUUAUUGUCUUUGUACGUACCUACGAUAACAUGAAUUUGAAUGUUAGCUAGAUUUAAGUUAAUGUAUUUAAGUUGGUUUGUAGUGUGAACAAUAAAAUAGGAUGGAAUAAUAA